Molecule: messenger RNA, 1365 nt
Organism: Didymodactylos carnosus
Lineage: Eukaryota; Metazoa; Rotifera; Eurotatoria; Philodinida; Philodinidae
Source: the annotation of a GenBank genome assembly
GACGUAAAGACGUAGAGACGUAAAGACGUAGAGACGUAAAGACGUAGAGACGUAAAGACGUAGAGACGUAAAGACGUAGAGACGUAAAGACGUAGAGACGUAAAGACGUAGAGACGUAAAGACGUAACGGAACGAAGUAAAAGCGUAAAGACGUAAAGACGUAGAGACGUAGAGACGUAAAGACGUAACGGAACGAAGUAAAAGCGUAAAGACGUAAAGCCGUUACGUCUUAACGGAUCGGACAGGCCUCAGAAGAUGAUUGAUCCUUUACAUAAGUGAUAGCAUUUUUGCCCAAUUAACAAAGUAAAUUAUUCUAGCCUUGAAAUCAACUUUUGAUUCCGGUCAUGCAGCACAACGUGAAGACGAGAAUGAAACUUGUGAACUUCACGGGAGGCUACUACUACUUAUCCUGUUUCGAUUUUCUGAUAAUUUCUAAUUUCCUCUUAAUUGUUUAGAUGUAUCACGGAAUCAAGACAAAAUUUCUUAUGAAUUAGCAACUACACAUAAUGCGGUAAUAAUCUAUCCAGAGAAUUCUCUCGUGUGAAGAAGUGUUUCAGCUGGCACAUAGCAUUAGCUUAUCAUUUUCAGAAGAUGAACACCGUUUUGUACUUCAUGUUCGAUUCGAACAGAAAACACAAUACAAAACGGAUCAAAGUCGAUUACAAAGACCUUCUGAUCGUUUGAUACAACCUCUACCUUUAUCACUUGACAAUUCGUAAGUUUUUUCUUAGUGGGCGCAUAAAGAGAUUAGCUUUGUUUGAUUUUUAGAAAAAGAAAAAAGAACCAAAAGCAAACUAAAUCGAAAGCAUGCGCUAUUUACAUUCAAGCGAUAAAACCUCCUCAUCGCAAGCGUGGCAUUUAUCCUAAACUACAGGUAUCAUCGCAUUACAGGGAGCAGUCCGUCAGAGACAAGUAUCCGCAUUUAUGUUCCCAUUAUAGGUUCCCAAUCGAUAUGCUACGUAUAUUGAAAACUGUGAAUCAGUAAAAGUUCACGUUGCAGCUGUUAUUAAAUUGGUCAAUCGAAAGAUUUGUUUAAACCCUAUGAAAGGUUUUUUGAUUAGAAUCGACACACCACUCGUAAACCCAACGGAAAUUAUUUUAACAGCUGACAAUGUCGACACAAAUAUAUAUGAAAUAAAAUUGAAACUGUUAAACAUAGCUGGUGCUCUACAUAAAACUGGCUGGCCUUAUAGAGUGUUUGAUGAAAAUUUCGAUUUUGAUAACCGAAGUGUUAUAGAAAAAGACGAUCAAGGUAUGCACAAAAAAGUUAAACGCAUAAAUUCCGAACCACCAAGUCCAUGUAGUCCAAAUCCAAAACGAACCAAAGAUGGCUCCAAAGACACACUUGACGAUUUAUUAGAAUGA